Portunus trituberculatus (swimming crab) is the source of this 6269-nucleotide messenger RNA. RefSeq names its product DNA-binding protein RFX2-like. Gene Ontology annotation, biological process: regulation of transcription by RNA polymerase II. Gene Ontology annotation, molecular function: RNA polymerase II cis-regulatory region sequence-specific DNA binding; DNA-binding transcription factor activity, RNA polymerase II-specific. The coding region runs from base 151 to 3225 and encodes 1024 amino acids. The transcript is spliced from 19 exons. Lineage: Eukaryota; Metazoa; Arthropoda; Malacostraca; Decapoda; Portunidae. The record is from RefSeq and is a predicted model, not a curated record.
ACCACCACCACCACCACCACCACCACCACCACCACCACCACCACCAUUGUGAGGGGCCCCAGCCACAUAGUAGGCAGCCCCCGGUCACCACCACCGCGGCAUGUCAUCACCAGCCAGCCCAGAGCGAGGGAGGGUCACCAAUACACCAGGAUGAGAGAGAGCACCACCACCACCACCUCCACCACCACCACCACCACCACCACGAUAAAGGAAGAGAUUACUGGCAUCACCACAAACACCACAGCUGCCCUCACCUCUUUCAUCACCUCUGCAAACUCACACAAUUGCCGAUCAGGUCACAACACCACACACUCUCAGGAAGCAGGAGUCACCACCACGAAUCACCACUCUAGAAGUCUACACCAGCGCUCAAUCACCACCACAAGCUUGCAAAACCACCCAGUCACCACCGCAUCACCACCCAGAGGACCCCAGCCACUCCCGAUCACCACCAGACACCACCAGGAUCUCUCAUUGCUCCCUACCCCCUCCCAAGGUCACGUGACAGCCCUCCCCAGCUUCGGCCUGUCCUUUCCUCCAACUUUGACUGAUAGGAUCCUUCAAGAAGCUGCUCUGCGCCAGGCCAGCGUGACACAGUGCGUGGGGGCGGUGAUGACAGCAGCGACUGGCGGGGAUUUCGUCACCAACAUGCCCACAGGAACCACCCGGGACAGCGGUAGUGGUAGUGGUGAUUACAACUCCUCCCCCUCCCCAUCCACGACCUCCUCGGAUGGUGGGGGGCCUGGAGGAGGGGCUGGAGGGGUGUCUGGGGCUACCUCCGCGUCUCCUCCUCCCCCUCCGUCACCCCUGCUUACAAUUGUCCCAGCUUUACACCCCAGUUCGCCUCGAGCUGAUAGUGCAUCACCCUCCUGCCCUCCCAGUGAUGGUUUGGGAGUAACAGCUCACAUCACUGCACAGGUGAUGGUGACAACGGGCUCCAGUGCUAGUGAAGGUGGUGAUGGUGGUGGUGAGGGAGCCCUGUCCUCCACCUCCUCCUCCUCCUCCCCCUCCGUCUCCCUCACCAAAGGCACCAUCAUUCCCCCGGACUCCCUCAUCAUCAGCACAGAGGGUAGCUCAGCGCGUUCCUACACCUCCCUUACCCCUGUUACUCCCAGCAUAGUGUCGGAGGGUGAUGGGUCGCUGGACUCGAGUGGUGGGACAGUAGCCAUUCACAGCUCUUACGUGCAGUAUGUUGAUGCCUCCCCUGACCCUCUGUUUCCAGCCAAUAAUGCCCAGAUGGCCUACCCAGUGUACACCGUGGGCGACACAACACUGUACUCCUCCUCCUCCAACACCUACUACCAGCCGGGCCCCACCACUCCUGUCUCCUACUCCCAAGAGGUAGCCAGCAGCCCAGUGAGCGGCCAAAUUCUGUCGUCCAACACCAAUACGUACGUGAUCCAGCCAGCCAUUGACACAGACGCCCAGCCACUCAUCACCACGCGCGGCUCACCACAGACCAAUUUCAGAGAGGAACCCACGACUCCAAGAUCUCGGCAUGAAGAGGAGGACGGGGUGGCAUAUGUGGUGAGUGGAGGCAGCCCCCCCCUCGAUGCUGAUGCCCAGGCUAACCUUGCUCAUGCCACUAGAGUCUCGCCCGCCACGGUCCAGUGGUUAAUGGACAACUAUGAGACAGCGGAGGGGGUCAGUUUGCCGCGCUCCACCCUCUACAACCACUACCUCCGCCACUGUGCCGACCACAAGCUGGAUCCUGUCAACGCUGCGUCCUUCGGAAAAUUAAUUCGAAGUGUUUUCCUCGGACUGCGAACUCGGCGCCUCGGGACUAGAGGCAACAGCAAGUACCACUACUACGGCAUCAGGAUCAAACCAACGUCACCAUUAAUCAACGUGAAUGAUGACGGUUCACCCAUUACCGUGCGUCACCAGGGCUCUUGUAACACCCUCAAGAAAUCAGGCCAGUCGUCUUUACCACAGCAGACCACACAGCAGACUUCACAGCCGCACCAGUCCCCAGGAGGCCAGAAGAACGCACAGUCUAGCCCCUCAAAAGCUCAAGACACACAUUAUGACUCCCACACUCAAGUCUCGGCUGAAACGUCCCCUAUGAUACUACAAAACCAACAGUAUUUGGGAGAUGUGAGCCAAGCAGUGCCCAUGUUUGAGGAGGUCGAUUUUGGUCCUGGGCCCCUCCCUGCUGGCGUCACCAGAGCCCACCUUGACACCUUCACUAGUCUGUAUAGAGAGCACUGUGAGACAAUCCUGGAUGCUAUUUACAACUUGCAGUUUUCGUCAGUGGAGACUCUGUGGAAACGCUUCUGGCUGGUGAACAACAACAACACAAGCAAGAGUGCCGGAAGUGAGCUGUCAGAUGAUGAGGAGGGUGACUUGGCUUCUCUCCUGCCCUCUUCUGUACUGCAGGCACUCCUAAGAUCACCACCAGUGCUCGAAUACAUCAGGAACUUCGACUACCAGUUCUACCAAAACUUAGUGGAGGUUUUGAUCCCUGACGUGCUGAGAUCCAUUCCCUCUAGUUUGACUCAAGCCAUUCGCAACUUUGCCAAGAGUCUGGAGUCUUGGCUGUACAGUGCCAUGCUGGGCUGCCCUCAGGAGCUGGUCACUAUCAAGGUGAUCGCCGUGGCAUCGCUGGCCCAGACUCUCCGGCGGUACACCUCCCUGAACCAUCUAGCACAGGCUGCCAGGGCCGUGCUGCAGAACUCGGCCCAGAUUUCACAGAUGCUGGCUGACUUGAAUAGGGUUGACUUUCAUAAUGUACAGGAGCAGGCGUCGUGGGUGUGCCAGUGUGACGUGAACUUGGUGAGGCGCCUGGAGGAGGACUUCAAGGCAACACUUCAGCAGCAGAACAGCCUGGAGCAGUGGGCUGAGUGGCUGCAGGCUGUGGUGGGUCAGGUUCUGCGUCCCCAUGAUGGCAAGCCAGAUUUCCCCAAGCAAGCCAGGCAGUUUCUGUUGAAGUGGUCAUUUUAUAGCUCGAUGGUGAUUCGUGACCUGACCCUCCGCAGUGCAGCUUCUUUUGGGUCCUUCCACCUGAUCCGCUUGCUGUAUGACGAGUAUAUGUUUUACUUGGUGGAGCAUAGAGUAGCGUCUUCUCUUGGUCUUACCCCCGUUGCUGUCAUCUCCCAGGGGCUGGGCGGGACGAGCAAGGCAGCUUCAGACGCCAACAACUUCAUCAACGGUGACAUCCCGGGCUACCGUGUAGAGGAUUCAGUGUUGCCAGCUUUCAAACGCCUCAAAUACGAGACAUCCUAACUCCCCUUACCCCCAUGUCCCCUUCCCACAUCCCCCUCCUGUUUCUCCAGCACCCACUCCCUCCCCUCCUUUUUCCACCCUCCCCUUUUACCCAGGCACAAAACGGAAGGCGUCUCCCCAGUGGACAUCCUCCCCAUUAUUUCCUUCCCCGCCAAACCCAGGUGUGCCCCGGCCUGCCCACGCCAUGAAGCACCCGGGCACCCAGGCACAGAGGGAAGGUGUGUGUGUGUGUGUGUGUGUGUGUGUGUGUGUGUGUGUGUGUGUGUAUGGUCCAACACAGUGGUGUGGUGGUAUAUUGGUGUGGUGUGGGAAGGACGAGUGUUGAGAGGAAGGUAGCAGUAGCACAUCUAGUCAGUAUUAUUGUUUAGCCCCUUGGACAUUUGUGUUUUAUGUUAAUCUUCAUUUCUGACAAAACAAAAAGGAAAAUUAUUUUUGUAUGUGUCCAAGGCUAUCAAGAACAGAAAUUGUAUGUGUGUGUGUGUGUGUGUGUGUGUGUGUGUGUGUGUGUGUGUGUGUGUGUGUGUGUGUCUUCACAUAUGGUGUGGUGUAACACCAGCAGGUGUAGUUGAACUCAAUUCUUGGUAGGACAAAAGAAUCUAGUCAUAGAUGGUAUAACUAUUUUUUUUAAGUGUCAGAAACUGAGCUUCAUUCUACAGGUGUGGGACGGACAGUGCAGGUGUGUAGUGUUGCGGGAGUGUGGCAGUGUGGCAGCAGGUGUGUGCCCCGCCUCGCCCACCCCAGGUCGGCGGGGCACUGCGAGGCCCCUAGCCUGGCCGGGUGUCACCCCGCCAGGCGGGGCGCUGGCCCCUGCCUGUAGGGUUUCUUAAUCGUUGUUUCAGAGGUGUUGUGUAAUUUAUAUUUUUAUACCGAAAAGAACAACACGGAGGGGCGGUGUGGGUGUCCACCGCCACCGUCCCCAGUGGGCGCGGCGGCCGCCCCGCCCCGCUCCGCUCCGCCACGCCCUGCCCUGCCCUGUCCUGUCCUUGUGACCCCAGACAAAGCGGGGCAGAAAAGAUCCCCGAGCCAGCGUGGCGUGGCGCUCCGUGGCUGGGCGUGGCUGGGCGGGGCCGGGCGGAGCGGAGAGGCGCCUUCUUCCUGUGUGCUGUUGCUUUGCUCAAUGUCUCCAUCCAGUGUGUCUCCCCCACACGGUGCCCCAAGAGGACUUAUUUUUACCGACGAGGAGCUUGCUGCCUUUGCCGGCCGGCAAAGGACAGCAGGGGAGGGUGUGUGGGGGCAGUAUUAGUGUGCAGGGCGGCGCGAGGCGGGGCAGGCGCGGGGCCACUGUGUGUCGGGCACCAGACGACCCCCGCGCCAGCAUGCGGCGGCGGCGGCGGUCAGCGUGUGGUGGUGUGGCACUGCGUGGCUUCCAUGGCCCCCUGCCUGCCCUCCUCCCCCGCCACACUCACUGUUAUAUUAUUUUCUGUGGACGUUUGAGAUAAAAAAAAAAUGGUCCCGCCAGCCGCCUCGCGCCACACGCCCCCCGGGUCCCCGGCUACCAUGCUGGGGGGCGGGAGCGAGGGCGCGGGGGGCGGCGGGGCACCUCAGUGUUGAAUGUGAUACUGUGUUGUGGGUCUGGUGGAGGACCAAAAGGUUAUUAGUGUCUCUGUGUGCCUCUAAUUCUCUACAGUUACUCAUUUAACAGUUAAGUCAGUCAGUCAGUCAUGCUUGCCAACCUACACGUGUGAGGCUAACUGUACUCCCCAUGUGUGUGCAUGUGUGUGUGCGUGUGUCCCCUGUGCACCGAGUGACCCACGUGUGGUACAAAUAUAUUAUAGAAAAGUUGCACACACAGAUGGAAAAACGUUUGACUAAAUUAAGGUCACAAUCUGAUAUAUUUUGUGUGUCGGUUAAGUCCAGCGGUGGCGGUGGUGGUGGUGGUGGUGAUGGUGAUGGUCUGUGCUGCCGCCUGCCGCGCCGCCCCACCCCGCCAUGCACGCCACUACCGCCACCUUGAACUCGCACAUUAUUGCCUGUCUGCGCGGAGGCUACCUGGCUACAUGGACAACGAACUAGUGGUCCAUUAAUAGCAACAUUAUCAGGGAAAGUUAAACAAACAAAUGUAUUUAUCCUAAAAAAAAAAAUCCAAAUUAUUAAUCAUUGUCAUUUUUCCGUCAGUCAGAGAGCAGGUGGUUUGGUGAGGCGACAGCGCUGCGUCGGGGGAAACAUCUGUGGCGGGACAAGUAAUCGGUCCGUGUUCAGAUUUCAGAAACGCUUUGCUCUCACCACGACUAUUUCAAAGGCCACAGAGAUGAUUAGCGGGGUUUUCAAGAGUGUUUCUCCUGUUUAUAGUGUAUAAAAUCAUGUCAUUCUGUCACUAGAACCGUAAAAACACCUUCAAAAACUUGUCUAACUAUAAAUAAAGCCUUUUGAAAUAAUAGAGGUGAGGCGGACAAGUGUUUGAGAAUACGAGCCUGGUGUGCGCGUUGGUGGGUGUUGGAGAGGCAAAGCUGAAGAGCGAGGCGUUGUGAUGCUGUCUGGUAACGAUAUACUGGCCACCAAUACACGCAUACAGUCUUAUUGCCACUAGAACUAAUAAAACACGCAAGACAAAGGUGCGAGGCGUUGUAAAGUUACCCGUUCAUGACAUAACUGGUUCACCUACACGCUCAUGCUGUCUUGCUGAGAAAUGUCGUGCAGCUUAUUGGUGUACAGUAUUUGGUUACCAGCCAGCACCGGUGUUGUGGGGUUAAAGACAGACAUAGUAACACAAACACGUUAUACUUCACACACACACCCACACCCAAACACGCCAAGGCACAGAUGUUUCCCCGGGUGAUGGCAGCAGAGACAGAUGUGGGCGUGUCCCGGCCAGUGGUGUGGUGCAGAUGGUGUUUGGUUAAGAGUGGCAUGUCAGCUGCUGGCAUGGCAAAGUAAAGCGGAGAGCACGAGGUGAGAGGGAAGGCUGAGGUGAUGGCUGUGGCGAGGCACUCCCGCCACGCCCCACCGCCCCUGUGCCGCCCCUCCCUCCCCGCCAGGGCCAGAGGGAGCCAGAUAUGUUUUGUAAUGUUUGUUUUGUAUAAUGUAUGAAUAAACCAGCAAAUGGU